This is a messenger RNA of Trypanosoma grayi, 408 nucleotides long. RefSeq names its product DNA-directed RNA polymerase I/III subunit. Bases 1 to 408 code for a protein of 135 amino acids. The record is from RefSeq and is a predicted model, not a curated record. Gene Ontology annotation, cellular component: RNA polymerase III complex; RNA polymerase I complex. Gene Ontology annotation, molecular function: DNA-directed RNA polymerase activity; DNA binding; protein dimerization activity. Gene Ontology annotation, biological process: DNA-templated transcription. NCBI's taxonomy places the organism in Eukaryota, Euglenozoa, Kinetoplastea, Trypanosomatida, Trypanosomatidae. The transcript has a single exon.
AUGGCAUUUAACCCCCGGGACGCGUUCAUUCUGCACCAGGAGCAGAUCCAGAGGCAGAAUGAGGGGGAUGAGGUGGAUACCUCCGCCGAGCAAAAAGUACAAAUAGACUUACAGCGACUCACGGAUUCAGAGUCUGCAGUAACUAUCACAUUUUCUCAUGAGGAUCAUACCCUGGGAAACCCUCUACGCCAUGUACUCAUGCAAAAUCCUGAGGUGACAAGCGCCGGCUACGCCAUUCCACAUCCACUGGAAGCAAAAAUGCUGCUGCACGUCCAAUCUACUGACUACGCAGUCGAGGCUGUGGCGGAAGGACUUGAACGUUUAGCUUCUAUCUGUGAUCAAACGUUGCAGAGCUUCGAAGAGUGUAUGCGUAGGACAAAAUGCGAGGGAAUUAAGCUUGAGGAGUAG